AGAGUCAACCACCAUUCCAAAGUCUCCUCUUCCUCUCUCUCUCUCUCUCUCUCUCUGUUAUUCAUUCGAAGAUUUGGAAUUUAGCAGCAGCUAGGUUUAGAUGUAUCAUCAUCAACAUCAUCAGCCAACUCCGUCCUCCGCUUAUCCUUCAAUGUCGACCUCCUCCAGCAUCCAUGGCGGCCAUUUGGAAGUUACAGUCGUCGGCUGCACCAAACUCAAGGACACCGAAUGGCUAUCCAAGCAAGAUCCAUACGUCUCCCUCGAGUACGGCAGCACCAAGUUUCGCACUCGCACCUGCACAGAUGGACAUAAGAACCCUACGUUUCAAGAGAAGUUCAGUUUUUCGCUUAUAGAAGCUUUAAGAGAGAUCAACCUUCAAGUAUGGAACAGCAACACUCUUACCAUGGACGAUUUCAUUGGUAGUGGCAAGAUUCAUUUGCAAAAGGUUCUAUCUGAAGGAUUUGAUGACAACAGUUGGACCAUUCAUACUAAAUCUGGCAGGUAUGCUGGAGAAGUUAGACUUAUAAUGCACUAUGCAAAUUCUCAUAAGCCAGCAGCUCAUUAUACCCCAGCAGCUCAUUACACACCAUCAGCUCCACCACAUGCAGUCUCAUCUACACCACAUGUGCCUUUAUACUCUGCACCACCACCAUACACUGCUCCCUAUCCUACACCAGUUGCAGCCUACUCUACAACCACAACAUACUCUUCAUAUCCGCCUAAUUCAUCGCCUUAUCCACCAAACCCUUACCCUCCUCCACCACAACCAUAUGCCGCACCCUAUUCAACAUACCCACCACCACCUUCAUCUGGUUCACCUUAUUAUCCUCCAGGGAAAGGUAUUUACCCUGGGGCCUAUCCUCCUCCUCCUUACUAAGUCAAAGCUCCUCCGCGACGUAAGUACACAAACAAGGCUCAUUAUUUGGCAAAGAAGAGAAGAAGGAAAAUUUGUAGUUAUUUCUCCUGAAUCCUAGCCUUUAUAACAAAGGUGUUUCAAUAUUUAUUCAUGUUGAUAAAUUCUGUAAUUUGUUUCUAGAUUGUUACUGGCAAACAUAUGUUGAUGGGUUUUUCUUUUUGGAAUUAUUUUAUUUGUUUCUUAUUUAAUAUGGCGUUGUAAGCUUCUUGUUCAUCAGAAACAUUGUCUACUCUUGUUAAUCCAACUUCCGUUUUCACUGUCUGGUUUA
Impatiens glandulifera is the source of this 1184-nucleotide messenger RNA. RefSeq names its product protein SRC2 homolog. NCBI's taxonomy places the organism in Eukaryota, Viridiplantae, Streptophyta, Magnoliopsida, Ericales, Balsaminaceae. Bases 101 to 877 code for a protein of 258 amino acids. The record is from RefSeq and is a predicted model, not a curated record. The transcript is spliced from 7 exons.